AUGAAUAACUGCUUUUCUUGGAAAGCGCACCUUGAAGAACUCGUGAAAGAGGGUCACUACACGGAAUUCAUCAUGAAGCAGGCCAUCCAGCGAAUUGAGGACCGCGAUACCGCCAAGGAGCCACCUCAAAAGGUCAUAAGGAUUAACACAAUCCUAGCUGAUUCCGAGGAGUCUGGACUGACUAGCAAGGAAAACAAGAAGAAGAUCAAACAAGCCACUGUGAUCUCCCAGGUCUCCAUUAGUCUCUCAUUGGCAGAAGACGAUCCCGUGAUCGGCUUCCAAAAGAAAGAUCUAAUCGGCCUUGAUCUACCACACAAUAACGCCCUUGUCAUCAGCAUUCAAAUCGCUCAGGCCAUGGUCGAUCGAAUCCAUGAAGACGAGGGCAGUGCAGCCAAUAUCCUACAAUUGGCAGUCAUCCAGCAAAUGGGCUUAAAGACAAAGAUCAAUAAAUCAGCUAGGUCACUAACCGGCUUCAAUGGCGCAACAACAGUUACUGUGGACACGAUAGAUCUCGACGGCUACUCCCCACCUGUAAUCAGCUCGCAAACAUUCAUGGUCAUUAAUGAAGUCUCGCCCUACAAUGGCAUUCUGGGUAGACCAUGGAUUGGCAAGAUCAACGCCAUCAUCUCCGCCACACAUCAGAAAAUCCGCUACCCUAUCCUUGGGGGCGGUGUCGGUCAGAUCAACAGUUAUCAGGCAAUUGCGAGGAAAUGCUCAGCUCAAGGGCUGAAUAGAAGCAAGCAAACACAGUUCCUCCCUGUAAAUCUCGUUCCUGACGGCCGAGCAGAUCGAAAAGGAAAGGGAAUAGCCAAUCCCCAAUAG
This is a messenger RNA of Prunus avium (sweet cherry), 822 nucleotides long. RefSeq lists its product as uncharacterized. The record is from RefSeq and is a predicted model, not a curated record. NCBI's taxonomy places the organism in Eukaryota, Viridiplantae, Streptophyta, Magnoliopsida, Rosales, Rosaceae.